Molecule: messenger RNA, 2286 nt
Organism: Leucoraja erinaceus (little skate)
Lineage: Eukaryota; Metazoa; Chordata; Chondrichthyes; Rajiformes; Rajidae
Gene: cpz
Product: carboxypeptidase Z
Exons: 11
Coding region: 45-1961 (638 amino acids)
Biological process (GO): proteolysis
Molecular function (GO): zinc ion binding; protein binding; metallocarboxypeptidase activity
Source: RefSeq, a predicted model, not a curated record
UCUAUCGGCGUUAUCAAAGAGCAGUGCAGACAAACGGAGCAAAAAUGAACCUGGUCCCGUUUGUUCUGCACGUCCUGUUUGUCACGAUAGUACAUUGUGCUCCAAGGUGCGAGCCCGCCGAUCAAGCACUAGGUCGAUGUCAGUCUGCUGAGACAGCACAAUGCGUGACCAACCAUCUAAACUACUGUGCGUCCUACCCAACCGUUUUGUUUCCCAACCUAAUUGGUCAACUGUCAAGAGCAGAAGUUGAGACGAGUGCAGAGUACGCACUCAUUAGUGUCCUGGACAACUUGCUGAAUGGGGAAUGCACUUUCGACCUCAAGUUGUUGGGCUGUUCCAUCUUAGCGCCACGAUGUGAAAACAAUGUGCUUCUGAAACCCUGCAGAUAUUCCUGCGAGGCACUUAAAAGAGACUGCCAGCAUGCAUUUGAAAUGAUAAAAAUGGCUUGGCCAUAUUUCCUGGACUGCGACCGGUUCUUUGUAAGUGAAGAAGAGGGAUGCUACGACCCUGUGGGGAAAUACUCGGAUACAGGCUUGACAGAUGAUCUUGAUGAGCCAGCUUUCACCUUAGAAUUCAGACACCACGAUUACAUGGAGAUGUCAAAGCUGUUGAAGCAGACAGCCUCGUUGUGUGCAGAUAUCUCAGUUUUGUACAGUAUUGGCCGCAGUUUUGAAGGCAAAGAACUUUUUGUAAUUGAAUUCUCAAACAAUCCUGGGCAGCAUGAAAUGUUUGAGCCAGAAUUUAAAUACAUUGCAAAUAUGCAUGGCAAUGAAGCAUUGGGAAGAGAGAUGCUGAUCUAUCUCGCACAGUAUUUGUGUUCUGAGUAUUUAAGUGGAAACCAAAGGGUUCAGACUUUAAUCAAUAACACCAGAAUCCAUCUUCUACCUUCUAUGAAUCCUGAUGGAUAUGAAAUAGCAUCUGAAGAGGAACCUGGGUACAAUGGAUGGACUACUGGAAGAACGAAUAUUCAAGGCCUUGACCUGAACAGAAAUUUUCCCGAUCUAACAACACAGUUUUAUCGAGAUAGAAGAAGAAGGGGAAGUCGUAUUGAUCAUAUCCCAAUUCCAAGGUCAUACUGGAAUGGUAAGGUAGCACCGGAGACACGGGCAGUGAUAAAAUGGUUGAAGAAAAUACCUUUUGUUCUUUCUGCAAGCAUACAUGGUGGAGAUUUAGUGGCAAGUUAUCCUUUUGAUUUAUCAAGACUUCCAACAGAAGACAAGUAUUUUUCACCCACUCCAGAUGAGCAGAUGUUCAAGUUGUUGGCUAGGACCUAUGCUGAUGCACAUCCUGUCAUGUCGGACACGUUAACGGAAAGAUGCGGAGGGUCGUUUGCUGAAGAUGGGGGCAUCAUAAAUGGAGCACAGUGGUAUAGUUUUGCUGGAGGAAUGCAGGACUUUAACUAUCUACACACAAACUGUUUUGAGAUAACAUUGGAGCUCAGCUGUGACAAAUAUCCUGGUGAUGACGAUCUCCAACCAGCCUGGCAAGAAAAUAAAGAAGCCCUCUUGACCUACAUGGAAAUGGUGCACCGAGGAAUAAAAGGCGUUGUAUUGGAUGACAGAGGAAGAACAAUUAAAGGAGCACAAAUCAAAGUUAGAGGGAUCCGACAUGACAUAUUUUCAGUUGCUAAUGGGGAGUAUUGGAGACUGCUGCCAUCAGGCACAUACUAUGUCAGCGCAUUUGCACAUGGCCACACACGGGUUUUGAAGAAAAUCUAUUUACCUGUCAAGAUGGAAGGGGCUGGUCGUGUGGACUUCAUUCUGCGUCGCCUGCAACCUGAUAUUGAAACUGAGCCCUUGGAUGAUGGAAUGGAUGAAAUAGAUCUGAUCGAGCAUCACGAGAGGAUUGAGGGGAGAUACGAAGAUGAAGAUGAAUAUUCACAUGAAGAAAAGCCUUGGUGGUGGUCCUUCUUUGCAAAUAUGGGACAGAGUAUGCCAGACUGGCUUUUAAGAACCAUGUAAUUGUUGCUGUGUGUAUCAAAUUAAAUGGAGGAUACAUCAGCAAGUUUGCAUUAACCAGUACAUCAGUGAUUUCUACUUUAGUAUAUCGUCUAAUAAUCUGGGAUACAAUAUAUUCUUUAAUCUUUUAGUCUGGAGGAGCCAAAUGCAAUUAUGUGCCCUUAACACAAGAGGGCAUCAUAGAUCACAGUAGUAUGUAAUAAACACUAACUCAUAAUGUCCAAUGUAUGCUUGCAUAUUAUAGCACAUGUUGCCUGAAUCAAGUGAAGGGGAUUGGGGAGAUACUUCAUGUAUGAUUUUUUUAAUUAAAAUAUAUUUUCUCUCAAAA